This is a messenger RNA of Adineta ricciae, 795 nucleotides long. The record is from the annotation of a GenBank genome assembly. NCBI's taxonomy places the organism in Eukaryota, Metazoa, Rotifera, Eurotatoria, Adinetida, Adinetidae.
AUGGCAAACGAAUCUGUGGAUAAAAAAUCUGCCUUCUACAUUGAUGAACCGCCGAUUAACGCUGAUAUCGAAAGUUUCUUUGCUAAGUAUGCAUCGGUUCCACCAUCAGCACUGCGUGAGCACUUGACCACUGUCCGUGAUCGUGCUUGGCAACGACAUACGCAUCAAUGUCUCGGCUGUUGGAGGUUUCUAUUUCCUUCAGUCAAACUGAGUCCUAUUUACUCGGAAAUCGUUGCAAAAUGCAUAGAUGAUGGUGCAACAGUAAUUGAUUUUGGAUGUUGUCUCGGUCAGGAUAUUCGACAGCUUGUCUACGAUGGAGUACCGGUGGAACGAAUUCGUGGCUAUGAAUUGGAUCCAUUCUUCAUCGAACAAGGAUAUGAACUAUUUCGUGAUCAAGAAAUAAUGCAAGGAAAAAAGGUAUUCGCUCCUGGAAACAUACUUGACGAUCAACUUCUAAAUGAAAUCAAACCAGCUGACUAUGUCUACGUUGGUUCGUUCAUCCAUCUAUUUGACGUCAAGUCUCAGCCAGAUAUAUGUCGUCGACUCACUCGUAUAGCCAAACGAGCGAUUGCUGGUAGACAGGCAGGUGCCGUAGUGCCUGGCGAACACCCACGAACUUGGGAUAGUCUUGGUGGCAAACUUAUGCGUCAUUCUCCGGAAAGUUUUACGCAGAUGUGGAGUGAAGCAACGAAUGGAGAAUGGCAAGUGGAAAGCGCUACACUUCAAACAACGAACAACGGCAAUGACUCGCAUAAAGGACUUAUUUUUGUAGUGAGAAAACGUGGAGAUCAAUAA